This is a messenger RNA of Hyla sarda, 1977 nucleotides long. Its product is annotated as gastrula zinc finger protein XlCGF26.1-like. The record is from RefSeq and is a predicted model, not a curated record. Gene Ontology annotation, biological process: negative regulation of transcription by RNA polymerase II; regulation of immune system process; regulation of cytokine production. The transcript has 2 exons. The coding region runs from base 28 to 1521 and encodes 497 amino acids. NCBI's taxonomy places the organism in Eukaryota, Metazoa, Chordata, Amphibia, Anura, Hylidae.
ACAGAUGUGCGCGGUCAUGAGCAGUAUAUGAAGGACAUUCCUACAGGGAAAGAUCUGAACUAUAUUAAUACUACAGACAUAAAGGAAGAAGAGGAGACAGAUGUGAGCAGUGAUGAACAGUAUAAAGAGGACAUUCCUACAGGUUAUUGUCCAGAUGACAGUACCAGGAGAUCAGAGGAGAAUCUUAUAUCUUCAUAUUAUAAAGCAGAUGAUCAUACCACACAAGAUACACAGAGAAUUCACACAGAGGAGAAGCAAUUUUCAUGCCAAGAAUGUGGGAAAUGUUUUAUUUUCAAAUCACAGCUUGAUAGACAUGUGAGAACUCACACAGGGGGGAAGCCAUUUUCAUGUCAAGAAUGUGGGAAACGUUUUACUAUGAAAUCACAUCUUGUUCAACAUCAGAGAAUUCACACUGGGGAGAAGGCAUUUCCAUGUCAAGAAUGUGGAAAAUGUUUUACUAUGAAAUCAUAUCUUGUUGACCAUCAGAGGAUUCACACAGGGGAGAAACCAUUUUCAUGCCAAGAAUGUGGGAAGUGUUAUAGGCAGAAAGUAAAUCUUAUUCGCCAUCAAGAAAUUCACACUGGGGAGAAGCCAUUUUCAUGUUCUCAAUGUGGGAAAUGUUUUACUUUGAAAUUAAGGCUUGUUGCACAUCUGAGAGUUCACACAGGAGAGAAGCCUUUUUCAUGCCAAGAAUGUGGGAAAUGUUUUACAGUUGAAUCAAACCUCGUUGAACAUCAGAGAGCUCACACAGGAGAAAAGCCAUUUUCAUGUCUAGAAUGUGGGAAAUGUUUUUCUAUAAGAAAAAAUCUUCUUGACCAUGAGAGGAUUCACACAGGAGAAAAGCCAUUUCCAUGCUUAGAAUGUGGCAAAUGUUUGAAUCCAAAAUCAGCUCUUGUUAAACAUCAAAAAACUCACACAGGAGAGAAGCCAUUUUCAUGCUCAGAAUGCGAAAAAUGUUUCAGGGAGAGAACAGAUUUGAUUCGCCAUCAAAGAAUUCACACAGGCGAGAAGCCAUUUUCAUGCUUAGAAUGUGGAAAAUGUUUUUCGGAGAAAGGAAAGCUUGUUGAACAUCAUAGAACGCACACAGGGGAGAAACCAUUUCCAUGCUCAGAAUGUGGGAAAUGUUUUUAUCUGAAAUCAAAGCUUGUUGAACAUCAAAAAACUCACACAGGAGAAAAGCCAUUUUUAUGCUCAGAAUGUGGAAAAUGUUUUAGGGAAAGAACAGCUUUUAUUCGCCAUCAAAAAAUUCACACAGGCGAGAAGCCAUUUUCAUGCUCAGAAUGUGGAAAAUGUUUUUUGGAGAAAAGAAAGCUUGUUGAACAUCAUAGAAUUCACACAGGAGAGAAGCCAUUUUCAUGCCAAGAAUGUGGGAAAUGUUUUGCUGUGAAAUCACGUCUCGUUCUACAUCAUAGAACUCACACUGGGGAGAAGCCAUAUUCAUGCUCAGAAUGUGGCAAAUGCUUUACUCAGAAAUCACAUCUUGUUGAACAUCAGAGAAUUCACACACGGAAGAAGUCAUAAUAACCAGAAUGUGGGAAACGUUUUUAUCCACAAAUCACAUCUUCAUAAAUACCAAAUAAUUCAGGCAGUGAAGCAGCCUUUUUUAAUUUAACUUUUUUAUUGGCAAAUAAUACAGUAAAAUAAUUAACACAAUUGUUACAGUAAAGCCAUUUAGAGGAAUAAAUUAUGAUUGAAAAUGCCUGUUAUAUAAGAAGCAAAAUGGGGGGAAUUUUAUUAUUUUCUUUACACUUGUUUUUGUGUUUAUAAGUUGCAUUUAUUGCGUAGUGAACAUGGUUGCAGGUUUUUUUUUUGUGACUUUUCAUCUACCACACUUUCUUAGUGUGGGUCUACUUUUCUGGCAGAUGCAGUGGAUAGUAAUUUUUGGGCAAAAUAUUUGCCCAAGUGGCCGUAUUUUGUGCAGACACACACAAAUCCAAUAGUAUGCUAUUUGUUUGUUGUGUAUUUCUCGCAUACUUA